AUUCGUUGUAACAAAGCAGACUUCCGGCACCUUAGUGCUCGAAUGGCCGACACCAAGGUUGUCUUUUCUGUCAAACGGAAUUAUUUCUGACGUGAUCGAAAUCAUGUAAAUGUUCACCGAUAACCUGGAAAAAUCGUUGGAACGUGGGUAGAUCGAUGCGUGGAUCGUGGAAACGGGGUGUGUCCGUGGUUUUAAUCAACAACAACGCAAGAAGAGGCACCGGUGUCUCUUCAAAUUUUGGAUCCACCAAGAGGACAUAGUUAUGGAGGAUAGCAUGAGUGUUAAAUCAAUGGAAUCAGUGGCAACAAGUGAUGAAUAUGAAUUUGUAAAUGACAGAGGUAAUGGCAAACAUCAACAAACAUUAAUCAGUGAAUUACCAAUGUUGAAAAUUGCCAAUAACGGCAAUUUUGAAGAUCUUCAAAAUAAUCUUCGUGAGGUAUUGACAGAAGAUUCAAAAAUGGAAAGCAAUGAUUAUAAAAUUGUGAGCAGCGCGCAACAAAAUCAACCAAAAUCUAAAAAAGUGGGACAAAGUAAAUUUUAUGAUGUAAGUUCUUGUAUGGUUGCAUCUGAGAAACAGGAUAUUAUGAAACCAGAAGAUUAUAUCGAUGAAGAAAUAAAUUCCCUGGCUAAUGUUCAACAAGAAUGUACUAUUUUCAAUGGGGUAACUUACCUGGGAUCGGCAACAAUAAAUGCACCUAAAUCAGAAUGUGAAAUACAGCGCAACAUGAAUAUAUUAAAUGCAGAACAAUCCCUUAAUUUGGGGAUUAAAGUAUCUGUUUCUGUACCAAGUAGCUCUCAAGGUUCUGUUGUUUUAUAUGAUGCUGCUACUCAACAACCAAUUGCACAUUAUGAAGUACAACGAAUCCUAUUUUAUGCGCGUGGUGAAAGUGUUGGUCCAUGCGCAGCAUGUUUUGCAUUUACAUGGUCACAUGGGGAUACAUUGGAAUCUGCCAUUUAUCAGUGUCAUGUUUUCCGGUGUGAUAUACCAGAAGCAGUAGGACAAGUUUCUGCUUGCUUUUCCAAAGCCUUCCACAGAAUACCACGGUCGAUGACUAGCUCUCUAACAGGAAGUGAUUUCAAUGGGUUUAACAUUGGAAGUGAAAAAACUAAUUCUCGUGUAUUUAUUUUUGAAGUAACAAUGGAAAUAAAAGAAGAAGAUGGAAAGGGAGGUUUCAGUAUAGUUCCUAAGGAUAGAAAUUGUUUUAAACUUCGAAAUAACGUAGCCAAACAAGUGUGUUUAAGUAUUCAGCAAGUUUCUAGCAAAGAAGGAGGAAUUACUCUUGAAGUCGAGAGGUGCUUUGGAGUCCUUGUUAGUCCUGGACGCAAUGUUAAACAUAGUGAUAUGCGUCUGCUUGAAAUGCAAGUUAAUGCUGGUCCAUUAAUUCAAGAUAAACAAUGUUACAACAUAUGUGGUCACUGGGAUCCUGCAGAUCCAGCUUUAGAAACUCUCAAUAUUGAAACCCCAAGAGAAGGAAAAAUUUAUAUGACAGUUGCUGUUGAUUUAGUAAUACGUGGUAUCCGAGAACCCGUCAGGUUUAUAAUAGAGACGUUAGUUAAAGUAUUUCCACAAAAUGAAAGAUUUUGGUAUUUUAAUAAACGAAAUCUUGUACAACAAUUUUACCUUAACUCAAAAGAAAUAAUAUCCGGAGAUGGUACGGAAAUUCACUACGAAGUACAAAGUAUAGAAACUUCAGGAGAGCUGGAUAGAAACAGAUUAAAUCUCGCUCUUAAUUUAGCAUCACUGAUUCGAUCUCCUUCUUUAACUAGCAUUGACACGCUUACACCCAAGGAGGAAAUAGACUCAGAUGGAGAUGAACCAAUGUUAAGUGGCACAGGUGAAGUAUCAAAAGAUUGUUCUGCAGACGAACUAGCUAGUUGGGCAGAAGUACUAGACAGUUGGCAAGUUAAUGAACAUCGUCCAAAACUUCUUAUAAAACUUACGAAGCAAGGUAUUCCUGAAGCCUUACGUGGAGAAGUAUGGCAACGUUUAAGUAAUUGCGAUAAUUCACAAGAAAUGAUGGAUAGAUACAGGACUUUAAUUACUAAGGAGAGCAGUUGCGAGAGUGUUAUUUUAAGAGAUAUUAAUAGAACAUUUCCUGCCCAUGACUUUUUCAAAGAAACAGGUGGUUUGGGACAAGAUUCUUUAUACAGAAUAAGUAAAGCGUAUGCGGUGUAUGAUGAAGAAGUUGGAUAUUGCCAAGGACUUAGCUUUUUAGUUGCUAGUUUACUCCUUCACAUGCCGGAAGAACAGGCUUUUUGUGUUCUGGUUAAGUUAAUGUAUGACUACGGUCUAAGAGAUUUGUACAAGGAUAGAUUUGACAAUCUUCAUAUGAGAUUUUAUCAGCUUAAUAGAUUAAUAGAGGAUCAGCUGCCAGAACUUUACAAACAUUUUUGCGAUCGUGGUGUAGAAACACAUAUGUUCGCUGCACAAUGGUUUUUAACUCUUUUUACAGCCAGAUUUCCACUUUAUCUUGUUUUCCAUAUUCUGGACGUAUUCCUUUUACAAGGACUUGAUACAUUAUUCCAGGUUGCUCUCGCAUUAUUAAUGUUGUGCAAAAAGGAACUACUUCAAUUAGAUUUUGAAAGUAUAUUAAAAUACUUUCGGGUGCAUUUACCUAAACGUUGUCGAAACGAAGAAAUAUCGCGCUAUGUCAUGAAGUUAGCCUGCUCAGUUACCUUAAAGAAAUUAAAGAAGUAUGAAGCGGAAUUUAUGACACUGAAAGAAGCGCAGGAGAAUGCGGAUGAAUAUAGCAAUGAGGUAGAACAGCUACGGGGCACAGUAGCGAGAAAUGAGGAGGAAAAACAGAGAUUAGAAGCCGAAUUGGUUCAAGUCAAGGAAAUGCUACAACGAGAAGUAGCAAGAGCUGAUGCGGAAAGUAGACGAAGCAAUAUUAUUAUUGCUGAAUACAAACAGAUUUGUCAACGUUUGGAAGAUGACUAUAAUGCUGCAAAGACAACACUUAGUGAAUUGCGAACGAAGGUUUCGAAAUGUGAAAAGUGUAAAAGUUGUAUAAUGGAUUCGUCCAAUAUAUUAGCAGACAUUGCACACCCUUUAGAAAACCGAAUAGAUCCUAUGUUGCACAGAGUGCAGGAGAGAGUACGAGAAUUAGAAUUGGAGUUAGCCCAAACAAAGCUAGCCCAUGUCGAAGCUGAAUGUAGAAACCAGGAUUUAACACAUCAAUUGCACGCGACCGCUUCUGAACUUCAAGCAGCGAGAAACAGCUGGCCGUGGCUUAGUAAGACACUGUCGAGUAUAAAAGAAGCGGCGAAUAAAAGAGAAGUAAUAGCUCCGUCAUUAAUGAAAGAUCUUAGACGAGAUAGCGCACCCGGAGGUGAUAUGCAUCAUUUAAUACAUUCCCGUAAUCGCGAGACUCGUGAUAAUCUUAAAGAAGUUGUGUGAUUCAGUAAGUAUUCGAGUUAAAGUGCAUAAAUAUAACGAGGAACGCUAUUUUGAAGUAGAAAAAUAAACUUAAUUAUAAUAUAUUAUACACAUCUAUUCAAAGGAAGUUACUUUAACCAGGCGAAGUGUUGGAAGAAUUCGUAUAUUACGAGAAAAGACCUAUUUGAAAUAUAAAUUCGAAUACACAAUGUACGUCCAUGAUUACAUGUAGUAUUCUACUUGACCUGUUUAUAAUAUACAUUCGGUAUAUUUUACGUCAGGUUCCUCGCGUGCACUAUUAAUCGCGUGCUUUUAGCGAUGUCAGCUUUAUCCUGCAACUCUGAUAUUAAUCUUGAUAUUAUUUGUUUACAUUUGUUAAUCGUUUCAGUAUAUUGAUUUUUACCUAAACUUGGUUUGUGAAUUAUUAAUUUUAUUUGAAAUCCGGUCUUUAUGUAUUAAUAAGGAACUUCACACGAAAUUGGAAGUCCUAUAUUAAGCAAUUGAUUAAGUGAUAGGGCACAUAUGGAGAUGCAAAAAAAUGAUUACAAUAGAUGUUAGCGAUAAGUUCACUACGUUUUGUAUGAAACUAGUCUAAGACGUGGAAAAUAGAAAUACUAUAGACUUUACUGUAUAUAAAUAGCUCUCUCUCUCUCUCUCUCUUUCUCUCUCUCAGGCAACUAACAGACGUAACAGACUGCAGAAAUCAGAGAUUCCACAUUUAGUAAAUUGGAUCAUGUAAAGCAGAUAAUAUUUCUGCAAUUUUCAUUUACUUUCUGUACGGAUUUAUUAUAAUGACAUUCCAAAAUCAUAAAUACACGUGCGUUUUUUUUUUAUCAAUCUUUUAUUUUAAUCGGUAUGUCUAGGGCUAUUGAUUAAAGAAUAUGUAUGACACUUAUCGAUGUAUGCGUCUUACAACUAAUUCUAAAUCGUAACGAGUAAAGUAAAUUACAUGAAAGAGAAAUAUGUUACAUUGUUUAAUUUUUAUAUGCAAUUUAUUGUCUGCUGAUGCUAUUAAUAAUCGCAUAAAAUAAUACUGCAACAUUUUGCAGGUACAUUGGCAGCUGAACAAAGUAACUUAAUAUAAGACUAGAUAUAGUCUUUUACAAUGCAAAAUAUUUUUUCCGUUUACUUUAUCUCCUUUUUUUCUCUUUUUUUUCUUUUUUUUCCUUUUUUUUUUUCUUUUUUUGAAAAUUUGAUUAAUUCGCAAUCAGUAAACGACAUGUACGGGCGUGUGAUGCUUAAACGUAUAUUAAUUAUCAUUUGUAUCUUGCUUUGACAGAAUCUACAUAAAUUAGAUCUAAGGCCAUAAAUUAUGUCAAGGCACUACUUGAAGUUAGAAUUUAACCAAAUGUGUAAUAAACAUUUCUGUUACGUGAACAAUAAGACCGAGUAAAUAUUCAAGAAUGUUUGAAAGGAUAUUUUAGAUUGUAAAUCUAGCUUUGUGUGAAUGUGUGUAUGUGUGUGUAUUAAUUAGUGCCAUUCAUUUGAUGGAAUUACUGAUUAAUUUAUUUUUUACUCCUUGUACUGUGAGUUAUCAAUUUACAAUUUACCAAGAACUAAAUUAAAUAUCGCGCCGUUAUCUUGCAUCGUACAGUUUAUAGAAGAGAUUCGUAAUGAUUGUUUUUGUUUUGCUUUUUUCCCCAGUUGACGAUAAUUUAACUGCAUUAUUGUUAACGUAACAUUUACCAAGUAUCAUAUACAUGAUCGAAGCGAAGAUUAUGAUCACUUUAGAAAUUCGUACAAUAGCUAAUAAUAAUCCUACAUCUGAUGUAUGAAACAAAAGAUGUAUUUUCUGUAAAUACUAAAAAACAAUAUAUAUAAAGAUAAAUUACUAACAAGUCAUGUAAAGAUUUUAGGUUACUACACAUGUAUCACUGUACACCUUGUAAUGUCAUUCCACUUUUACUUAAAUAAAGAAAGAUAUCAUCUGUCUA
Messenger RNA from Bombus pascuorum, 5313 nucleotides. It is a transcript of the gene GAPcenA, whose product is annotated as rab GTPase-activating protein 1-like. NCBI's taxonomy places the organism in Eukaryota, Metazoa, Arthropoda, Insecta, Hymenoptera, Apidae. The transcript is spliced from 17 exons. The record is from RefSeq and is a predicted model, not a curated record. The coding region runs from base 263 to 3400 and encodes 1045 amino acids.